Messenger RNA from Epinephelus fuscoguttatus (brown-marbled grouper), 3138 nucleotides. RefSeq names its product family with sequence similarity 83 member E (gene sack1e). Gene Ontology annotation, biological process: epidermal growth factor receptor signaling pathway. Bases 662 to 2593 code for a protein of 643 amino acids. The transcript is spliced from 10 exons. NCBI's taxonomy places the organism in Eukaryota, Metazoa, Chordata, Actinopteri, Perciformes, Serranidae. The record is from RefSeq and is a predicted model, not a curated record.
CCAGAAAGGAAACUGUGAGGUAAAUAGCAGCCUCUUAGACAAAGUACACAUGGCAAUAUUAUUCGCCACACACCUCACACGCGUCAAGGAAGUGUAUGACCUGAAACCAGAAUAACAAAGACUAUGGUUUAAUCGAAAUUCUGCAGCUGUGAAGAUCAGAGAGAUGCACAGAGGGAUUGUGAGUGUGUGUCUGAGCAGCUCACCGACCUGUCAACAGCGCAGCAUUUCUGGAAUCUGAGAACAAUGUUGGUGAGAAGGAGUGUAAGGGUUAAGAGGGGUGAGAUUGCAUGCAGGGGAGGGAACACACAAGGAGCCGCAGCUCCUGAGAGCUUCUGUUCUGAGUAAUGCUUGAGCCAGAGGAAUGAGGCAUGCUGCCGGGAGCCUGAUGUGGUGGGAAAGGCAACUGCAGAUCAAAGACUGGACUUGUGAACCCUGACCAGAUUAUUUCUAAGAAAGGAUUGUCUGCAGCACCAAGAUUAUACUUGGGCAGCUCGUGCACACAUGGAAAUAUUGUGAGUUUUUGCAGGAGGGAUGAAUGAAAUCACUUUAACUAGAUCAAAAGGUGACAUGAGCUGGCCUGGGUUUGUCUUGUCAUCACACAACAGGAGUCAGUAACUUUGAUAGGUAGCACUUAUUCCCAGAGACGCACAAGGCUGCAGUCAUGUCAAACUCGCAAGAGCAGAGCCUUGAUGAGAAUGCAGUGUUCCUGCCGGUGAAAGAGUCCUCCCCGGAAUUCCUCCACUGUGAGAAGGAGCGUCAGGCGGUGGAGAGACUCCUCGACGCAGGACCAGAGGCCUUCUACAGCUCCAUAGGCACAGAGCGCUCCGGCUGCUUCCUGUCCUCUGAAGAGGUCAGCCAGAUCACCAGCUGGGCUCAGGACUACCAUCUGAACCCUGUACAGGUGCAAAGACAGGAGAAUGGAGAGGACAGCAGCUCAGAGAUGGAGGACUUCGGUUCCACCUACUUCCCUUCCCAUUCAGACACACCAGCCCCGGACCUGGAGCUGGGCUGGCCUGAGAAAAGCCCAUGGGUGCCAAAGGGAAGCGUGACAGUCCACGCCAGUCCUCCUGCAGAGGGGGAACCUCCUGUCAGACAGAUCAUCAGGCAGCACCUGCAGAAGGCUGGACAAGUUAUUGCCAUUGUGACAGACAGACUGACAGAUGGCGCAAUCAUCGGCGACUUACACAACGCUGCCUCCCGGGGUGUCCCUGUCUACAUCAUCCUGAAUCAAAGGUCCAUUCAAGAGAGCUUCACGCUCAACAGGCUCAGGCAUCCGAACAUGCAGGUCCGUGUUCUUGGAGGGAAAACCUUCUGUUCGAGGACAGGAAGGAUGGUGGUCGGGGAAAUGAAAGACAAGUUCCUUCUGGUGGAUUUAGAGACAGUGAUUCAUGGCAGCUACAGUUUCACAUGGACAGACGCCCACCUGCACCGGCAGCUGAUCACCGUUCUACGCGGCCCAGUUGUUGACUCAUUCGACAGGGAGUUCAGGAUCCUUUUUGCUGCUUCGCUCCCCGUCCCAGACACGUGGAGGACUGCGGGUAGUCACGUAGACGUGAUUCAUCAGCUGAGAGACCAUACAGAUCUCAUUUUUCACAAACAUCAUCAUUUGGAUCCUGAGAUUACCACCCCUCCAUCCCCACCUGCUGACUCCCUCCUGGACUGGGAAGCCAUGGGGGUUAUCCAGAGAAACCAGUGUCUCCCGAGCAGUCCUCUCGGCCAACAUGAGGAAAUCAUGGUCAAGGAAAUGCCGCUGCAGAAUAAUAUGCUGUUUGAUAUAAACACACCCAUUAUGGACAGUUUUAAUAGAAAUGGAAACCAAGAUGUGGAUAAGAAAAGGGUAUAUGAACACUUCUCUCCAGUGACAAACAAUGUGCCAGAUAAAUCAACACCUUUCAACAACACACAGCCCUCACCAACAGACCCGACAACGCCAGAAAAACUGAACACAUUUAAUGAAUACAACAGGGUGGAACGCAUCAUAAAUAAAGCCUUUUCCAGACAGCUCUCCAUAGAGAAGAACACCAAUUUAGAUGACAGCACAACUAGACUUGAUGAUAAAGCAACAGAGCCGGUGCACAACAUGAUCAUACUCUCCUCUUCUAAGAGAAAAGAGCGCUCAAGGAGGGAGGCCACACUGCCAGAAGAGAGCAGCAUAAAUGAAAUUACCUCCAAAGUGGAGAACACACCAUCUUCUCGAAAACCCAUCAUCCUGAGGGUGCCGCAGUCUGAGAGCUUCAGCUCUCUGAGUGACAUCAUGAAGAGGAUUCAGCCUCAGCAGAGCACUCCAGGGCUGCUGAAGAGAGGAUCAAAAGCUGCUGUGUCAGAAAUGAGCCAGUCCAUGAUGGACCUGAGCGUACACAAUGCAGAUGAUGACAGAGGAGUCCCCGUACCGAGGCUCAAGGCCAGUUGCUUUGACCCGGAUAAUAUGACGCCUGCCCUCACCCUGAUGAAGAAGAGGAACGAUGGGAUGAAACCUUUAUUAUACAGAACGCCAAAAAACUUUCUGCCCAGAGAGAGGCCUCGAAGCUCCAGUUAUGCACUCAAUUUGGACUGGAGGAGGUCACUGGCAGAGACUGAAGGUGAACAGGAAUGAGGAGCGAGGAAGGAAAUACAUGAGGAGCCUAAAAUGUUCUGUGAUAACAUUUUUUGUCACUGAGGAAAGGCAGCUGCCAGCAGCGGAUCGUUACGACCUCUGCAGUGUUAAUGAAGUAACCCAAAACUGCUGUGACUCUGAAAAAAAAAUAGGAAGCACACCAGUUCUACCUGUUGAUCUGAUGUCCCACUGAAUUUGAUUAUUAUAUGUUAUACUAUUUGAUGCACUGCUUUACUUUAUAAUAUGUUAAAAUGAAUAAAAUUGUUCUGUUAAUGCUACUCUCCAUGAAUAGUAUCACCUAUUCAACCAGGAUAGCUACUGAGAUAGAGGAAGAAAUUAAAUGAAUAAUUCAGGUAAAUAAAUAGAAAAUAAUUUUAAUAACAAAUAAAUACAAUAACUACAAAUUUACCAAACCUUCAGGAGUGGCAAGAGAUUUACAUUUGUGCCAAAACAGAUAUGAAACAGAUGUUCUCAAUUAUUUUCCUAGAUGUUUGUUUUUGUUUUGUGAAUGUGCAAGCCAGGAAAUAAAAGAAUUUUUAAAUGUC